UCGAACUCUCAUUGACUAAUCAUGUACCAACACGUGUCUUUCGAUCGCCAUCUCAUAAAUCUAACUCCUAGGAUUAUAAAUUUGCCUCAACUCCCAAACGUCCUUUUCAUUCAAUCCAAAUAUCCAAUCACAAAAAUUCUAGGAUUCAUCUCAUGCAACGGUCGUGCCACUAAGCAAUACAACACUCUCAAAUUUAUCGCAUACAACGGUUGCACCAGUAGAUAAUACUACCCUCUCAAAUUUAUCGCAUACAACGGUUGCACCAGUAGAUAAUACUACCCUCUCAAAUUUAUCGCAUACAUCGAUUGUGCCACUAAGCAAUACAAACCUCUCAAAUGAUAUAUAACUCGAAUGAGUCUACUCGCCGGACAUUGUAUUUUCCGGCAGUGAAACCAUGCGAAUCAAUUUCCCAAACUACCCUUGUCAACUCUUUACUUUCUCUAUCCAAAAAAAUCUCCAACUAUAAACCUCCUCAUUUUACCUUCACCUCCAACAAGCGAAAUGUCAAGAAGGCCCUUCGCUUGAUCCAAGUUCUUCAGCUUUUCUUACAAGGGGUAAGAGAUGCUGGAGGUUUUGAUAUGAUGGGCAAUUUAGUCAAUUCGCCUCUUUUAGACCUCCACGUGGCUCUUCAGAAGCUUGAGUUUGUGUUGCAAGACUGCACGCGCCAAGACGCGCGUGUGUGGAUGCUCAUGAAGUCAAACUCUGUGGGGCGGCACUUUCGGGUUGUUUUCGAGGCAGUGGCUGCUUCCUUGGAUGAUCUCCCCUUGGACGUUGUUGGUGCUUGUGAUGAUGAGGUGAAGGAGUUGGGGUUGUUUUUGAUCCAGAAAGUUAAGCAGGCCCAUUUUGAGGCCCAAAGAGAGGAUGUUUGGGCUUCGAAUCUGGUAAAAUCGGCUUUGUACCGGUUUGAGGGUCGGGUCAUACCCGACCCGAGUGAGUUUAGGUGGGUUUUGGAUUACUUGGGAAUCAAGAAGUGGGCAGAGUGUAAUGACCAAGUCAAGUUUCUUGAAGAGGAAAUCGGAUUUGGGUCGGGGCCCGCUGCUAGGUUGAUGGGUCUCAUGGUGUAUUGCCGUUGUGUGUUCUUUUAUCACAUUGAUGGUGAUGCUAGAAGAGUUGAGGAUGCAAAAUUUGACUACAAUAUAGGUUGCUUGAACCCGGAUGAUCUCAAGUGCCCAAUAUCACUAGAGAUCAUGGAGGAUCCGGUGACGAUCUCAACGGGUCAAACUUAUGAUAGAGUCAACAUUGUGAAGUGGUUCAAAGCAAGCAACCCGGUUUGCCCGAAAACGGGUCAAAGGGUUCAAAACUUAGAUUUGGUGCCUAACUUGGCUCUUAAGGAGAUCAUCAAGAAAUAUUGUUUAGAAAAUGGGGAAACUUUCCCCAUUCCUAAAGAUAAGGGUGCUAGCAAGAAGAGUAGCGAAAGUGACAUGGCGGUUUUAGCUAUCGAGGAAGCUACUAAAAUGGUGGCUGAUUUUUUGUCACUUAAGCUAGCAAUGGGAACAAUAGGAGAGAAAAGUAAGGCAGCCUAUGAGAUUAGACUACUUACUAAAAGGAGUGUAUUCAAUAGGGCUUGCUUCAUGGAAUCUGGGGCAAUUUCAUACUUGUUGAAUCUUCUAUUAUCUAAAGAUUCAACUGCCCAAGAGAAUUCCAUGGGAGCCUUGUUGAAUCUCUCUAAGCACCCUGAAAUCAAGCCCGUCAUUGUUAACAAUGGGGGCUUGAUUUUGGUCGUUAGGGUGCUUAAGAAUGGGAUUAAGAUGGAGGCAAGGCAACACGCCGCUGCCACCUUGUUUUAUCUAUCCUCAGUAGAAGAAUACCGAGGAUUGAUUGGAAACAACCCGGAUGCAAUUCCUUCUUUAGCGGAAUUGAUCCGGAUUGGUGGUGAUCAAGGCAGGAAAAAUGCCUUAGUCUCCAUCUUUAGUCUCCUAAUGCUCCCUAGCAACCAUAACAAGGUGCUCGAGGCUAAACUUGUCCCUCUUCUCGUGAGCCUCGUAGGCUCUAUGGAAAUUAGCGAUAAUCUUAUAGUUGAUUUCUUGGCAGUGCUUACAUCUUUGGCUGAAAAGCCCCAUGGAGCUAGGGCAAUAUUUCGCGCUAAGGCCUUAGAUGUUGUCAUAAGGUUAAUGUGCUCACCUUAUUCCGAUUCUUCCAGACUUGGAAAGGAGAAUUGUGUAUCACUGUUGCUUGCAAUGUGUAUAAAUUGUGGAAGAGAAGUGGUCGAAAUUUUAGUGAUGAACACGUCUCUAAUGGGAGCUUUGUACUCCCUUUACGCCGGGGGAACUUCAAGGGUUAGCAAGAAGAUCAGCUCGCUCAUCAGCAUUCUACACGAGUUCUCAGAAAGAAGCACAACUCGCUCCAUGCCUCGUGCUUUAUCACACGAAAAUUUUAUUCAUGUGUGGUAAACUAAGAGCCUGAUGCAUACAGAUUCUUCAUUUUAAUUUGUAGAUAUAUACAUACCAUUUGAUGAUAUUGUAAAUCAUAUGUUAAGAGAUUAGCUCAAAUUUUUGAGAGCUAAUCCCAGUGUAUGAGUUUCCAUCUUUUUCGUGAAGCUCAUUUUAUAGUUUCCAUAGCAUACAUACACAUUUAUCAGCAAUUGAUGUAAUGUAAAUUGUAAUUGUUUUGACUACAUUUAUAUACAAGUGAAAGUCUUUUCU
Chenopodium quinoa (quinoa) is the source of this 2642-nucleotide messenger RNA. Its product is annotated as U-box domain-containing protein 19-like. The record is from RefSeq and is a predicted model, not a curated record. Lineage: Eukaryota; Viridiplantae; Streptophyta; Magnoliopsida; Caryophyllales; Amaranthaceae. The transcript has a single exon. Gene Ontology annotation, biological process: protein ubiquitination. Gene Ontology annotation, cellular component: cytoplasm; nucleus. Bases 336 to 2390 code for a protein of 684 amino acids. Gene Ontology annotation, molecular function: protein binding; ubiquitin-protein transferase activity.